ACUCAUAGUGACCCUAUAGGAGAGGGUAGAACUGCCCUGUAGGGUUUCCGAGGAGCACCUGGUGGAUUCGAACUGCCGAUCUUUUGGUUAGCAGCCAAACUCUUAACCACUAUACUACCAGGGUCUCACAACCUAGUAUAGUUAGUUAAAUUCCUCCUUACUAGCCCUUUUUUUCCCCUAGAUUAAAUUGUUUUAAAACCCAUUGAAUACUCGUUUUCUAAAGAAUAUUUCUUAAAGUCUGUUUAAGUCCUUGAUUUUAAUCAUCUCCAAAUCUGAGUGUGUGCUUAAUCUUUUCUAAGUGACUGAGAAUCCUUCUUUGACGUCAUAGCUGUCUCAUAGCAACCUCGACCCAAGCAAACAAUGAAAUCCUCUGUUCUGUAGAGUAAAGGGAGUAGGCAGGGGGUCAGGGAGAAUCAGGUGUCUCUCACUCAGAAAACAUCUUCAGAAGCCUUGGGCAGGAAGAGUACCUAAAAAGGGAGAAGGAGCUACAUUUAACAUCUAUUUUGCUGAUAAACAUUCUAAUUCUAAAAGGGCAUCUUGGCCCUUGUCUUCAUGAAUUUUCAUUUCCGUUUAAAAUUCCUUACACGGACAGUGUUUCACACUUUACAAAUUAUUUUCAUGUACAGUAUAUCAUUUGAUGCUCAAAGUAACCUUGCUGCAGUAGGCAAGGAAGUCUUAAUUUACAGAGGAGGAAAUAGAAAUAGAAAUUUGGGAGGAUAAGGCACUUGCCUCCUGGUUCAGUGUUCGUAAUCCUUACUAUAGAAGGUUUAGGGGCAUUUAAAGUUGUUAAUAACUUAAUUCAAAUUAAUCCUCUUUUUUAGACUUUAAUAUUUGAUUUCUUGUUUGUUGAGAUUUAACUGAGCUUUUGAAACCCUUAAUUUAGAUCCCGCAGUUUGGAGGGGAGGGGAAAGGGUCAAGAACAGUAUAGCUCUACUGUACAUUUGAGGUGAUUUGGAAGUUUCACUUCAGCUUCUAAAGUCUUUUCAUCUUUGUUUUCCCAAGAGGUAGAUUUAAACUUGUUAAAGGAUGUGAAAAGAAGGAAGACUGGUGAGGUAGUUAUUAGGAAGCAUAGAUAGUAAAGCAACAACAUUGUGAUUUUUUUUUCCCCUGCUUUAUGGCCUAAUCUGUUAAUAAGGACUGGAUUUUUGUAUUAGAGUAUACUGUUUUGACAAUGGAUGCAUCAUACCUUUUGACUUUGAAGGAUAUCUCAUGUUGAAGAAAUUAAGUUAUAUCAAGGAAGAUUCAACUGAAAUACCUCGGAGUGUUGGCUGAGGUGGUGAAAUUCCUACUGAGACAUGAAGACUUUGGCCACUGGUUUCAUCCUUGUGAGCCUGGUGUUGGCCUUCUACAUGCCUUUCGUGGUGACUUUACCUAAAACACUGGCCAUCCCCAAGAAGCUGCAAGAAGCUGUAGGGAAAGUUAUCGUCAAUGCCACAACCUGUACUGUCACAUGUGGCCUUGGCUAUAAGGAGGAGACCAUCUGUGAGGUGGGCCCUGAUGGAGUGAGAAGGAAGUGUAAGUUUCAGCGCUUGGAAUGUCUGACCAACUGGAUCUGUGGAAUGCUCCAUUUCACCAUUCCCAUGGGGAAAGAGUUUGAGCUGAGCUGUCUGAGUUCAGACAUCCUGGAGGUUGGGCAGGAAGCUUUCCGGUUCACCUGGAGACUUGCUCGAGGUAUCAUCUCCACUGAUGAUGAGCUCUUCAAACCCUUCCGAACCAAUUCCCACUUUGUGAGGUUUGAACCUGCUCGCGAGUUUGACUCUGGGACAUACCGGUGUGAUGUGCAGCUGUUAAAAAACUUGAAACUUGUCAAGAGGCUCUAUUAUGGCCUGAGGGUCCUUCCUCCCCACUUGGUGAACCUGAAUUUCGAUCAGUCCCUGACUGAGGAUCAGAAGUUAGUAGAUGAGGGCCUGGAAGUGAAUCUGGACAACUAUUCCAGGCCUCCCCGUCCAGCGUGGAAAAAGGAUGUGGCAUCUGCCUUGAGAGUAGGAAUCGCCAGUGGUGUGGCUGGCGGCGUGUUGCUGAGCGUGGCCCUCUGCAGUGGGCUGAGGGUGAUACACGGCGACAGCAGCCUUAGCAGGUUCAAAGAUUGGCGCCCAAAGGACUGGCUGUUCAGGAAGCCUGGCUAGCCUUUUAGAGAGCGUUCUGGCUGCCACAUUGUGGAUGGGCUGUGAGGGAGGGUCCCACUGCCAAGAGUGUGUGGGGAGGGGGUUGUGCAUUAUGUACCAGAUGGAUCUCUCCCUGAUCCCCCCUUCCCACCAGGUGCCUAGGAAACUGACUGCAGGCAUCUCCCCUGUUCCUGGGAAGAGUUCUGUCUUCCAAGCUUGCAUUCAUUUUGUACCCUUUACAACUUGUAGGCCUCCCCACCUCCACCAUAUAUUCAUGUAGAAGGAUGUAUUAAUAGCUUUUCUAGUGAAAACAUUUUUUUUCCUCAUCAAUAAAAAUAAUUAAUUCACAGUAGCUGUAUGAUGACCUAACCUUUUCUUUUGUGCUCUUUAGUUGAAAAUUCCUUGUGUUGGUUUAAAUUUUCCCAUAAUUGGUCUGGCUCUCAUUUUCCUCAAGUUUCUUAGAAUAGACAUUGAACAAAUUGUCUCUUUGUAGGGGGCCACAUGCCCUCGUGUGGCAGAGCUGAGGUUGUUAGUAACACCAUUAUGUAUGUAAUAGAUGCGUGUAUGUAAUAGACAGUCAUUCAAUGUUAAUAAAUUACCUGCCCUCCCUGUACUCCCGCAGGUGAACCCUCUCG
Trichechus manatus latirostris (Florida manatee) is the source of this 2740-nucleotide messenger RNA. RefSeq names its product transmembrane protein 81 (gene TMEM81). Lineage: Eukaryota; Metazoa; Chordata; Mammalia; Sirenia; Trichechidae. The record is from RefSeq and is a predicted model, not a curated record. The coding region runs from base 1296 to 2126 and encodes 276 amino acids. The transcript has a single exon.